UCGUUCUCCACUCAGGCGGGGAGCGAGGAUUUCAGAGGGGUACGCGAUGCUGGCGACGCUGGCGAGGGUCGCGGCUCUGCGGAGAACCGGCCUUCUCUCCCGCCGGGGCGGCAGGAGGGGGCUGCGGACCGGCCGCCCGCAGUCAGAUACUGACAAUAUGAAGCCAUUGGAGGGUGUAAGAAUUCUGGAUCUAACAAGAGUACUGGCGGGACCUUUUGCUACUAUGAAUUUAGGAGAUCUUGGAGCAGAAGUUAUAAAAGUGGAAAGACCAGGAGCUGGUGAUGAUACACGAACUUGGGGUCCACCUUUUGUGGGGACAGAAAGUACUUAUUUUCUCAGUGUUAACCGAAAUAAAAAAAGUAUAGCUGUUAAUAUCAAGGAUCCAAAAGGGGUGAAAAUCAUCAAAGAGCUUGCAGCUGUUUGUGAUGUAUUUGUGGAAAACUAUGUCCCUGGCAAAUUGUCUGCAAUGGGGCUGGGCUAUGAAGAUAUAGACGUGAUAGCGCCUCACAUGGUCUACUGUUCCAUCACAGGGUAUGGUCAGACAGGUCCACUGUCUCAGCGAGCUGGGUACGAUGCUGUUGCCUCUGCUGUUUCUGGUCUGAUGCACAUCACAGGGCCCGAGGAUGGAGAUCCAGUUCGUCCAGGAGUGGCCAUGACUGAUCUUGCCACUGGCCUUUAUGCAUAUGGAGCCAUUAUGGCUGGAUUGAUACAAAGAUAUAAAACCGGAAAAGGACUGUUCAUUGAUUGUAACCUACUGUCAUCCCAGGUGGCAUGUUUGACUCACAUCGCUGCGAAUUAUCUUAUUGGCCAAGAGGAAGCGCGGCGCUGGGGCACAGCUCACGGAAGUAUUGUUCCUUACCAGGCUUUUAAAACCAAGGAUGGAUAUCUUGUAGUCGGAGCAGGAAAUAACCAACAGUUUGCUACUGUGUGCAAGAUCUUGAAUUUGCCUGAACUGAUUGAUGAUUCCAAGUAUAGAACUAACCACCUUCGGGUACAGAAUAGAAAAGAGCUUAUUAAAAUACUAUCGGCACGGUUUGAAGAAGAAAUGACCAGCAAGUGGUUACACCUCUUUGAAGGCAGUGGAGUCCCGUAUGGCCCAAUUAACAACAUGAAGAAUGUGUUUGCAGAACCCCAGGUGUUGCACAAUGGCCUCGUUGUGGAGAUGAAACAUCCGACUGUGGGGAAGAUAUCAGUCCCAGGCCCAGCUGUGAGAUACAGUGAGUUCAAGACGUCAGAGGCCAGCCCGCCCCCCCUGCUUGGGCAGCACACGACGCGCAUCCUGAAGGAGGUCCUCAGAUACGAUGACAGGGCCAUCACAGAGCUGCUCGGCGCUGGAGUGGUGACCCAACAUGAGGUGGAGUGACAAAGGAAAUAUGCUCUUUUGCAAAACCACAGUUCUAAUGCAUUUUGCUAGCAAAGGCAAAAUAGCCUUUCUGGACCCUUCUCCCCAAUUCUGGUGCCUGCCACUGAAGAGUUAGAGGAAUUCCAGAUUUCCUGCCUGGCGUCUCCAGAAUGGCUCUGGUAUCAAUGAAUCUAGUGCUUUCUAAACGUACCCCACCUUUGAUUCCUUACCAUUUCCCCCCAGAUAAUAGAUUAAUUGUGGAUUUGUGGGAUUUUUUUUUUUUUGGGUGAAGAUUUUUUUUUUUCUGGAGAAAUACAUUCCUCAUUCUAAUUAUGUUAAUAGCCUAAACGUUUGCCCCUCCAGCCCACGCAGGUCUGAAAAAGAGCAGAUCUCUUGACGUUCUUUACUUGCACAUAAAGUCCUCAUUUAAACCUUUGUUAGGAAGUCAAAGCAAUAAGCAGAAUGACAGUCUCAGUGAUUGAUUUUAAACAGAAUAACUUAAUUUUGAGCUCAUGAACCCUUUGUUAAUCUGUAAUUUAAACCAUGGAAUUUGUUAAUGUCCAUUAUAAAACUGAGCUCCGUUCUCCCCCAUGGGGGUAAAUAAUGGCUUUAUGUUGUAUUUCUUUGAUUAUUUCAUGAGACAUGGCAGAAAAUCAAUCUCCACCAGUGAAUUUUGGGAUGUAUGGGGUGAAGAGUGGUUCUUUAAUUGGUACCUUAUUUUGAGCCAAGUACAAAUGCAACAGGUUUUUAAAUGAAUGUCAGAUGACUAUCUCAGUAUUAAAUAACGUCUAAAUAAUGAUAAAUUGGAGACUGAAAGGAAAAUAUUUCUUUGUGAUCUGAGUAUCCACUGUAGAAGAAUAUAUCAUGCCUUAAUAUUAAGUAUUUGCAUUUAAGUAUUUGUCAGUGAAUUCGAAAUAGAGAAACAUCUUCUGUCCAGAAGGUGGUGGCUGAUUUGCCUAUAUGUUCCAGGAUGAAUUGUCACUCAGACUGCCAUGGUACAGGUACAAGCCCAGGUACAGACCAAGGAAUCAGAUGACCCCAUGAUCAGUAUCCUCAUAUGAACAGAAUUCAUGCUGUUAGGCACAUAUAUCUUAAAGCCAUGUCAUUACAUGCCAAGUGGUCAUUGAAAGUUAAAUUACAGAUGUUCAUUUUUCAAACUGUGAUUUAGAGCUAGUUUUCUUAUUGUGUUCUUUUUUAUUGGAAAGAUUCGAGCCAUUUGUGCAUGCUGUAAGCCCCAAUAUGUUUGUAGAAUCAAGGACUCCAAAUAAAUAGGAAGUUUGU
Eubalaena glacialis (North Atlantic right whale) is the source of this 2623-nucleotide messenger RNA. RefSeq names its product succinyl-CoA:glutarate-CoA transferase (gene SUGCT). The record is from RefSeq and is a predicted model, not a curated record. Gene Ontology annotation, molecular function: catalytic activity. NCBI's taxonomy places the organism in Eukaryota, Metazoa, Chordata, Mammalia, Artiodactyla, Balaenidae. The transcript has 14 exons. The coding region runs from base 47 to 1363 and encodes 438 amino acids.